This is a messenger RNA of Medioppia subpectinata, 1119 nucleotides long. NCBI's taxonomy places the organism in Eukaryota, Metazoa, Arthropoda, Arachnida, Sarcoptiformes, Oppiidae. The record is from the annotation of a GenBank genome assembly.
AUGGUGAACAAUGAUAAGUCAUUUCAACAACAGAUCCAAACGAUAAGACAAAUCAAUGGCGGAAUAAAGAGUGAACUCGAGAUGAAGACCACGAAUCAGACCGAAGCUCAGAAGUACGGUCUGGAGGAAAGGCUACGCCUUGAGUGCCCAUUGGAUGCGUUGGACGCCCAGCACAGGGCCGCCAAACAGAAGGUCCACUCCAUAUGGAAACGACACGCGGAGGCCAUGAAGAGUGUCCGCGAUUUGUUUGAAAAGCCAUUGAUUGCUUUCGCAAACGUAAACGCAUUUGAAGUGAAGGAAAGCAAUGAUAUCUAUCAAGAAGUGAGAGAUUCAAGAAAUUUUACGGGAAAAGUAGUUUUAGUGACCGGAAGUGCUCAGGGAAUUGGUGAGGGUAUUAUCAAACUAUACUCAGCUCUCGGGGCGAGUGUUGUCAUCACAGGUAGGAAAGCCGUAGAGAUUUCAAGAGUGGCCAAAGAAGCGCAAGAAUUGUCACCGAAAAAACUUAAACCGUUAGAAGUGACCGCAGAUCUGACCAAAGAUGAAGAUUUGCAGCAUUUGUUUAAUGAGACCAUAAAGGCGUACAAAGGGUUGGAUGUAUUGGUCAAUAACGCCGGGCUAUUAAUCAACUCUUCGGCGACCGAUAAAAACUUUUUGUCCGUUUUGGACAAAUCGGAGAAAAUAGACUUAAGAGCAUCACUAGAGCUGAUCCGACUUAGUGUUCCGUAUCUCAAAAAAUCCAACGGAUCUGUGGUUAACAUUUGCAGCACUUAUAUUGAACACCCGCAAAUAUCCUAUUUGGGGUACGAUAUCGCAAAAGCGGCGCUGGGAAUGGCAACCAAGGUACUUUCAAUAGAGUUGGCCCCACAGGGUAUACGUGUUAACUCUGUCAGCCCGAGUGUUGUUCAGUCCCAUCCGCGCAAUGAGAGCUCUGACUGGGAAUUGAAAAUUAUGGACAAAGCGGUCAAAACGACACCAUUGAGACGGCCCGGCCUUCCCAUUGAUAUCGCCAAAGGAGUGGUAUUCCUGUCCUCAUCGGACGCCUCAUUCAUAACGGGACACAAUCUGGUGGUCGACGGAGGGCUCAGAUAUAACGAGGAUUCAGAUUAUAUGAAUGUAUAA